Messenger RNA from Camelus dromedarius (Arabian camel), 363 nucleotides. It is a transcript of the gene C18H20orf202, whose product is annotated as chromosome 18 C20orf202 homolog. The record is from RefSeq and is a predicted model, not a curated record. Bases 64 to 363 code for a protein of 99 amino acids. The transcript is spliced from 2 exons. Lineage: Eukaryota; Metazoa; Chordata; Mammalia; Artiodactyla; Camelidae.
AAGUCAAAGGUCCCUUAGGCCCGUCACCGGGUCAGCGUCAAGGUCUCUCCCAAGGACACCAAGAUGAAAACAGCAGAAGAGCCGACUUCAAGUCUUGGGCAGACCCUGGAGUGGCUGAGAAAGGAGCUGGCUGAGAUGCAGGUCCAAGACCAGAGACUCCUGCUCACGCUGAGGCAUCUUCACAGUGUCCUGGAGGAGCUGCGUACAGAGAGUGCCCACUGGGAGGACGCCAGGUCCAGUGGAGGGACCUCCCCCAUCAGAGCUCGAGCAGGCUCUGAAGGCAGGGGCCGCCAGCCCUCCUCCUUCAGGGGCCUGGCCCAUCUCUUCCAAGGGGUAGACAGCAGACGCAGCUCCCUCCCUUAA